UCCCCGUCGAUUAAAAUACGAAUGGUACGCAUUUGUUGGUCAAUUAUUAAAUGAUCGAUGGCCGUACAUCGUGUUUAGUUCACGCACGUUCUCUUAUCUAACUUUAUUAUAAGGCAGCCUUCUAUACCAGUGCGUAUAAAGGUUGCUUCCGAAACAGACAAACAAGAAGUAUAGUCGCGAUUUCUUAAAUUAUAGCCUCUGAAAGUAAUCAACGAUGAAGCUGCUUUGCGUUUUUCUCGUCGCUUUCCUUUCCAUCAACGGAUCAUUAGGAGAUGGACUUAAGUGUACACUUAAGCCUGCGGAUAUACCAAAAAAAUGGCUGGACAUGGUUGAACCGUGCACUAAAAUUUUGGAAUCGCAAGUGAAAGUAGAAAUUGAAGCUGCUAUGACUUAUUUAGCUAUGGGUGCUCACUUUGCCCGUGAUUCGGUUAACCGUCCUGGAUUUAGUAAAUUCUUUUUCGAAGCAGCCAAGGAAGAAAGAGAACAUGCGAUCAAAAUUAUCGAAUACUUAUUAAUGCGCGGUCAAUUGACGAAAGAUGUUGGUGAACUUUUGAAAUUCCCAUUGAUGCCACGGCGUGAAGAUUGGACGAGCGGUCUCGAUGCUCUCACGUAUGCUCUUAAUUUAGAAGCAGAAGUCACUAAUAAAAUUCGUGAUAUUAUCAUAACGUGCGAAAACCCCAAACCCAGCCAUUUCAAUGAUUAUCACUUGGUAGAUUACUUUACUGGAGACUUUUUGGAUGAACAGUACAAAGGUCAACGUGAUCUAGCUGGAAAAGCCUCAACAUUGGGUAAAAUGAUGGCUACGCAUGGAGAAUUAGGAGAAUUUUUAUUCGAUAAAAAACUUUUGAACAAUGAACUUUAAUUUCUACUCGAUCGUCGAUAUUGUUUCUACAAAUGUAUAUGAUAUAAUGGCCAUAUUUAGGAUUUAAAAAUAUAUAUAACUUAGUUUGAUUUAAUCUUAAGUGAAUAUAAAAAAGAAUAUAAAUUUUGUUUUAUAUAGAAUAUUUUUCUAAAUAUGGUCUGUAAUAUAGAUAUACGAACCCUGUUUACAAAUGUUUGUUAAACUAUAAUAAGUAUAUUACUCUAACCAAAUAAAUAAAUAUUUUAAGAUUCA
Messenger RNA from Megachile rotundata (alfalfa leafcutting bee), 1114 nucleotides. RefSeq names its product ferritin 1 heavy chain (gene Fer1HCH). Gene Ontology annotation, biological process: intracellular iron ion homeostasis; iron ion transport. Gene Ontology annotation, cellular component: cytoplasm. NCBI's taxonomy places the organism in Eukaryota, Metazoa, Arthropoda, Insecta, Hymenoptera, Megachilidae. The record is from RefSeq and is a predicted model, not a curated record. Gene Ontology annotation, molecular function: ferrous iron binding; ferric iron binding.